UCUGCCGCUUAUUGAAGGGGCACAUGCCAAGGGGCAUAUGCCCACUGGCCUCCUAUACGUGGGGCCACCGAAGUCCCAGAUAUCUAGUGAUAUUUUCCAAUGUAAGAGCUGGCAACAAAAGCACUUCUCGUGAUGUAUUUUGAAGUACUCUACAAUGCCUUACAGUGCCUGCAUUCUUUGUGUUGACUGCAUUUGAACUUAGUUGAAAGCAAGCAGUGAAGACCGAUCAUGCUGGUGUCCCCUGCAGCUGAGCGCAGUCAGGCCUCUCUGCUGUCAGUGCUGCAGCACAUGCUGGAGGACCAGUCUAAUAAAAAGCUGUUUGGCCUGGAGCUGGGCUCAGGCACGGGCCAGCACGUUACUCACUUUGCUCAGGAGCUGCCCUUUAUUACCUGGCAGCCAUCAGACAUUACAGAGGAAUCACGAAACAGUAUCCAGGCUUAUAUUGAUGCCACCAAGGUGCAGUCAGUGCUGCAGCCAGUGUUUCUGGAUGCCAGGGAACCCUGGGAGAAAUGGGCAGGACUCCCACAAAGCUCCUGUGAUGUCAUCAUAGCCAUCAACCUGCUUCAAUACAGCAGCUUCAAUACCGCAGAGGGUGUCUUUAAAGGAUCUGGACAGAUUCUAAAGCAGAACGGCAUCUUAAUAACUUACGGGCCUUAUGCUAUCAAUGGAAUGAUCACACCAAUCUGCAAUGAAACAUUAGACCAGAGGUUACGAGAGAUGAAUCCAGAGUGGGGCCUUCCAGACAUCGACGUGCUAAGACAGCUUGCAUUCGGAAAUGGGUUACGUCUAGAGAGAAUGGUGCGUAGCAGUUCAAAUGUAAAACACAAGACCAUUAAAUGUGUGCUAAUACAAUGAACAUGCACUACUUUUGUAUCUCUCUAAAAGAUCGAGAUGGAAGAAAGUAACAAAUGCCUGGUCUUUCGAAAGGUGUGACACAUCAAGACCCUUCCAGAUGGUUAAUUAGGAUUCAAAACCGCACAGAUGGACUUCCAAUAAAUCAAUACACUCAAAAUGUUUUUACUUAAGGUAACAGCUACAGUUCAGUGUCAACAUUUCCCCCCAUAAGGCUGUGCUAAAACAUGUUUGUUCUGGUGCACAUGAUUUAUUUUGCACCCCCCCCCCCAUCCGCCCCACCCCCAACACAAUAAAUGAAGCAUCGUCAAAUGUGCACAAUAAAAGAAUGAGAUAUUUAUUAAAUAUAAUCUUAAAAUUCUUUUCUUUUGAGAGUCAGACAGAUCUGUAUGAUGGAAAGUUGUCCACAGAUGGCAUUAAAGGGUUACAGAAGUCACUGGUUUGUGUAGGUAACAAACAUGCAGUACCAGUCCAUUCUUAAAGCAACAUCCACGCCAUUCAUUAUCUGCAUCCCAAUUCUCGUUCACAUCU
Messenger RNA from Pygocentrus nattereri (red-bellied piranha), 1383 nucleotides. Its product is annotated as methyltransferase-like 26 B. The record is from RefSeq and is a predicted model, not a curated record. The transcript has 7 exons. The coding region runs from base 229 to 855 and encodes 208 amino acids. NCBI's taxonomy places the organism in Eukaryota, Metazoa, Chordata, Actinopteri, Characiformes, Serrasalmidae.